Messenger RNA from Vigna unguiculata (cowpea), 6281 nucleotides. RefSeq names its product B-block binding subunit of TFIIIC. Gene Ontology annotation, biological process: transcription initiation at RNA polymerase III promoter; 5S class rRNA transcription by RNA polymerase III. NCBI's taxonomy places the organism in Eukaryota, Viridiplantae, Streptophyta, Magnoliopsida, Fabales, Fabaceae. Gene Ontology annotation, molecular function: DNA binding. The record is from RefSeq and is a predicted model, not a curated record. Gene Ontology annotation, cellular component: transcription factor TFIIIC complex.
UUUAAACUACUAAAAAUCUCAAAAGUCAACCCCUUUCACGAUUCGCGCUCUCGCUGCUGCCCCCACCAUUCACGACGCUGACGUUGCUGCUGCCCCACCCAUUCACGGCCACCGCACCGCAGCCGCAGGAGCGCACCCCUCCACCCUUUCACGAAUCACGGCCACCGCGGCGCAGGAGCUCCUCCACCCCUUUCACGAUUCACGGCCAUCGCACCGCGGGAACGCAACUCCUCCACCCCUUUGACGAUUCACGGCCACCGCGGCGCAGUAGCGGCUCUCCUCGACCACUUUCACGAUUCACGCUCGUCAACCAUCCAUCACGGUUCAGGCCAGCUCUCUGCAUCUAAGUCGAACGCGCCCUUCCCGAAUUGGUUUGGUCCCGAAAUCGCCUUUCUCGAACGCUUUCCGUUGCCAUCCGUUGCCAACAACAGAUUCCAAAUUCACAGAGUAGAAGACCACCAGUGUCCAACUCAACAAACCCCAGACACCGUCUCGUGCAUGUGUUGCCCGCGUGUUCGUGUCUGAGACGCUUCGGGAGGUGGACGCGAGGCUUUGUAGAAGAGUCCCUCUCACACGGUCAUCUUUUCAUGGUCACCUAGGCUUGAAAGAAAGAAGAGAGACUUUAAUUCUGUAGAGAAGAGAAUGGACUCUGUUGUCAAUGUGGCAGUGGAAGAGAUAUGUAGUGGAAUUGAAGAUGGGGUCACUCUUGCAGCCUUAUGGGUCAAACUUCAAGGCUCAUCCACUCUUUCAUCCACCAAUCUCCAUUUGAACCGCACCGUCAAAAGAGCCAUAUGGAGGAACCUGCUUCGCAUUCCGGGUCUUCGUUUUGAACCACAACCAUCUUCUUCGGAAUUGGAGGAUGCUGAGAAGCUCAAUAUAAAGAUUUUUCCUCAAUUGAGCCUUGUUGACAACUUCGUUGGUCUGUACGAAUCACAAUCACUCCAACAUGCCCAAACGCGUGUCCUUCACCUUCUUGCCAAUGCUAGAGGCAAUGGUAUAACCCAAGCUCAACUUGCUAAAUUGUUGCACAUUAAUGCCAAUAACUUCCACUAUGUGUUGAGGAGUCUUGAGUGUCAAGGUUUAAUUGUCAAGCGUUCUGCAAUUGAGAAGAAGAAACAAAUCUCCAGUCUUGGUGAAUCCAAAAAUUUUCCAUGUGUAACUACCCAUUUAGUUUACUUACGCCGCUAUGCGAAACAACUUGCCUGUCAUCAAAGGUUUGAGUUUGAAAUUACUAAAUUCAACUCCCCAGAAGAGGAGGAGGAGGAUGCAGAUGGAGCCACGUUUCAAACAGAUGUUCAUCUAAAGGAUUAUUCACCUCAACUGAAAGCUAUUUGUGACAAACUUGCAAAAGCCAAUGGCAAGGUUCUUCUUGUGUCGGAUAUUAAAAAGGAUCUUGGUUACUGUGGAUCGCGUCCAAGACAAAGGGCUUGGAGACAAAUUUCUCACAGGUUGAAAGCAGAUGGUAUUGUGGAGCAGUUUGAUGCUAAAGUGAAUGGCAAGAUUGAGGCUUGCAUGCGCCUUCUUGACCCAAUAACUGCUGAAUCUGGAAAUGAAGAUACAGGGUUGAGUUCUGAAAAAACAUGUCAAAUUAUUGAUCAGCUUGUGGAGCUUCCCAUUGAGCAUCAAAUUUUUGAUAUUAUUGAUGCUGCAGGAUCUUGUGGCAUUACUUUGAAGGAGAUAUGUGAGAGGCUUGGGAUUGAACUGAAAAAGAGCCACAUUCGACUUGUAAAUUUGUGCUAUAGAUUUGGAAUGAAAGUGAAGGAAGAACAGUGCCUCAAAUCAAAGACAAUUCGAGUUUGGACUUCUAAAAAUUACAACCUUGGACCAGAAGUUGAACUUAUUUGCAAGCGUGAUGAAAAUAAGAUUUUAAAUCAUGUACCUGACAGUUCAAAAAUAAUAUCUGAAUUUGUGGCUUCGACUGCCAGUGGGGAACUUGCUGAUCAAGCGAUAUUGGAAGAUAUAUUAGUUGGUGCAGAACUAUCGACUGUAUCUCCUACAAAUAUUGAGUCAAACUUUGUAGAAACAUCAACAAACUUGCAGGAUUUGGUCCUUGAUCAAAGAGGUACGAUUUCUUCCUGCAAAUUUGUCAGUUCAUCAGUGGACACAGACAAUGCCCCAUCAGGAGCAUUUCCAUCUGAGGUGUUGAAACAAUUCUCUACUGGAUCAUAUAAAAGAUGUGCAAGUUUUUCUUUAAGUGACGAUAACACUAGAAGGGCAAACAGGAUACUUGAAAGACUAAAGGAUGAAAGGUUCAUUUUGAAACCUGAAUUAAAUAGGUGGCUUAAUAGCUUUGAGAAGGAUAAGUCUACAAAAGUGGAUCGCAAGACUAUAGACCGAAUAUUAAGCAAACUUCAAGAACAAGAGCAGGUCAAAUGCAUGACUGUACAUUCACCUGUUAUUUCUGAAUAUUCCAGGACAAAAGAUUGUGUGGUAGUUCUGCGUCCAUCCAUGAGUCUAUCUCAAGAGUUAUUUGAUGAAAUUCAGGAUAGAAUUCGAUCAUUUAAUAAUUAUAUUCGCAAGAAAAGUACUUUGCAUCAGAAAAAUGAUGAAUUGAUACCUGUAAUGGAGGAUAUUCAGAAAAAUCAAAGUAUUAUAGUUCCAGAUGGGCAGGUUAGUAAAUCAGAAGCCAUGCGUGUCAAUGGAUUUGUAUUAGCAAAAAUGAUUCGUGCUAAGCUGCUGCAUAGUUAUAUUUGGGAUUGUCUGCAUAGGUCAACUGGCCAGGUUGAUGCUUUAUCAUCUAAAAUAUGUGAAGAGGAGCUAACUGAUACUCCUCACAGUACCAGCAAACUAUUUACUCUAGAAGAAGUUGUUAAAGAAAUGCCAGUUGAAUUAUUCUUACAAGUGGUUGGGUCCACCAAAAAAUAUGAAGAAUUGAUUGAAAUGUGCAAGAUGCGUUUACGUCUCUCUAAUCUCCCUCCAGAGGAGUACAAGUGUUUAAUGGAUUGUCAUGCAAAGGGGAGACUGUCAUUAGUUAUUGACAUUUUACGGCGAUUAAAGUUGAUUCGCAUGGUAACUGAUUUGCAAUCUAGAGAUGCAGCCAAAAGCCCUCAUACUCACACCAUGGAGCUUAGCCCUUAUAUUGAGGAACCUAUUUCAAAUUAUGCAGCGUCUUCAAAUUUUAUAUCUCUUGAUCUUCGACCAAGAGUCAGGCAUGAUUUUACUCUGUCUAAUAGAGAUGCAGUCAAUGAGUAUUGGAAAACAUUGGAGUAUUACUAUGCUACUGCUGAUCGAAAAGCUGCUUCGUAUGCAUUUCCUGGAUCUGUUGUACAAGAGCUUUUCCGCUUCCGUUCAUGGGCAUCUGCUCAUGUUAUGACAGUCGAACAACGUGCUGAGCUUUUAAAGCAUGUCACGAAGGAUAAUCUCAGUGAAAAAAUAUCACUUAGGGACUUUGAGAAGAGUGCUAAAGAACUGAAUCUUACCAUGGAUCAGGUACUUAGCAUGUAUUCUUGUAAACGACGCCGCCAUUUGGUUAAUCAGUUCAAAGAUGAAGAGAAUGACGAUAAUUCGCCUGAAGACACGGGUAAUGCAUCUUGUUGUAGGAAAAACAAAUCCACUGAUCUCAGGCCUGCAAAACGUGCUAGAACUGAUGCAUUAACUGAUGUUGUGGACAUGCACAUUGAAGAACCACAUAAUUUGGAUGUGCACUCAGAAGACUGUGCCACAGAUAUGCAAGAAUUUGGUGAAAGUAUGCCUGAAGGCUGUACCCUCCUCAUUAACCAGUGUGUCUUAAACAAAAUGAAGGCAACACGUCGUAGAAGAUUCAUAUGGUCAGACAAAACUGAUAGGCAGUUGGUGAUCCAAUAUGUUAAACACCGUGCUGUUCUUGGUGCCAGAUAUCACCGAGUAGAUUGGACGUCAAUUUCUGAUCUACCAACUUUUCCAGCCACUUGUAUGAGAAGAAUGAAUUUGUUGAAUGCUAACUCGAGAGUCAGGAAAGCAGUGAAUAAACUCUGUAACAUACUUAGUGAACGAUAUGCAAAACAUCUGCUGAAGUCUCAGAACAUGUCAUUAAACUCAGAUGAAUGCAAACAGUUUGUGCGUUCCCUGUCCUGUGAAGGUAUCUCAAAUAAUUCUAGUCCGGAUUCGGAAAUUCAGAUGAGAAGUUUAAAGAGUGAAGCUUGGGAUGACUUUGAAAACAAAAAUAUCAAGACAGCCCUUGAGGAGAUUCUUCGCUGCAAGAUGAUGGCUAAGCUGGAUUCCUGCUCCCAAAAGGGUCAAUUGCAAUAUGAAGGGUGCUCAGAUGCAAGUGUGAAUGCUGAUGGCUAUGAAUCUCCAGAAAAUAAAGAAAGUACGUCAGCUCAGAGUCAUCAUGGGAAGGCCCAUUCUUUUUCCUCCCAAAGAUCACGUCGUCGGCGACUUGAUAAAAAAAUUACUAGGUUUCUGAAUAAUAUGGCUAAUGUUUAUGGACAAGUAAACGAAUCAUUGGCUAUUUCAAAUGCUGUCGAGUUAUUUAAACUUGUUUUUUUAAGCACCUCAACUGGUCCUCAGCCACCCAAUUUACUUGCGGACAUUCUUCGGCGAUACUCAGAACAUGAUCUAUUUGCUGCUUUUAACUAUCUUAGAGAGAAAAAAAUUAUGGUUGGGGGCACUGGCAGUGAACGAUUUGAACUUUCACAGCAAUUCUUGCAGAGUGUUUCAAAGUCACCAUUUCCAUAUAAUACUGGAAAGCAGGCUGUUAAAUUUUCUGCAUGGCUGGAUGAAAGAGGCAAAGACCUUACAGAAGUGGGGGCCAAUAUUUCUGAAGAUUUACAAUGUGGAGACAUUUUUCAUUUGUUUGCUUUAGUCUCAUCAGGUGACAUCUCAGUUUUGCCAUGCCUACCAGACAACGGUGUUGGAGAGGCCGAAGAUUUGAGAAGUGCAAAGCGUAAUCUUGAUGUUAGCGAGUCUUCAUGUGGUGAUAGAGCCAAAAAACCAAAAUCUGCAUAUGGAGUAGAAGGUGAAAUAAUUUCUCGUCGGGAAAAGGGUUUUCCUGGUAUCGCCAUCUCUGCAUACCGAACAACAAUAUCAAAAGCUGAUAUUUUAAAUUUGUUCAAGGAUAAUGAUAACAAUGGCCAACCUUUUGGCGGUGAUUUACAAUUAAACAUAGGCCAAAGCCAUGAUGAUUCUAUUUCUGACCAUAUGUUGGAAAUUGUUAAAUCUUGUGACCCUAUACCUGUGGAUAAAAAUCAUACUGAAUCACCCUGGGAAGCUAUGGCGGGCUAUGCACAUCGUUUAUCGUCAGAGUAUUCCAAUCAAGAACACACAAAUGGCAUUUGUGCUGAGGUCUUCAGAGUUGUUUAUGCUGCCAUCCAAAAGGCUGGUGACCAAGGAUUAAGCAUGGGAGAAAUUUCCAAGGUUAUAAACCUUCCAGGAGCUGAGGUAGAUGGGUUGAUUGUAGAUGCUCUUCAAGCAUUUGGACUAACAUUAAAGGUCAAUGCCUAUGAUACUGUCCGUGUUGUUGAUGUCCUGUACCGUCACAAGUACUUUUUGACAUCUGGGUCUGAUUUUCAUCGUGUUGUACAACCUUCCUCAACAAAAGCUAUUAAGAAAAGUAAUCAUACAUGUGAGCUUUACGAAUCAGAUAAAAUGGAUACUUCUGUUCAUACUCCCAGCAAAAGAAACACGAAUGUUGAUAACAUGCACAGAGUGACCAUACUCAAUCUUCCUUGUGAGGAUGUGGAUCCUGAAAAUCAACCUUGUGAUGGGAAUGAAAGCUGUAAGCAAGACAGGUUUGGCUUAUCUAGAGUCGAUCAUGAGAAAGAAACUCUCAAAAUUUCUUUGGGUGACUCAUGUGUGCCAAUAUUGCCAUGGAUCAAUGGAGAUGGAACCAUCAACAACAUUGUUUACAGAGGACUUCGACGUCGUGUUCUUGGGAUAGUGAUGCAAAGCCCAGGGAUGUUGGCGGAUGAUAUUCUACGACACAUGCACGUGUUGAAUCCACAGAGCUGUAGAACUCUCUUGGAAAUGAUGGUUCUAGAUAAACAUCUAAUUGUGAGGAAGAUGCAUCAAAAUAUAUUUGAGGGAGGACCCACUGUACUUCAGGAUCUCAUUAGAAGCACGUCCAGCAAACCAAAGUUGAUUUACCGAGAGCAUUUCUUCGCCAAUCCCAUGAGUACAGACUUGUUGUAAGUAAUGUAUGGAGUUGACAUCAGUACUUCUUUGCUACAUAGAUAGAGAUGGGGUAGAUUGUAUAUUUAUAAAAACAAAUUUAUAUGAAAUUUCAGAUAGACCUUAAAUUUAUAUUUGGAAGAGUUAAAACAUAGGCUAUAAUCGUAAAUAUUUCAGGCUACUCCCUUAUAAAA